Hevea brasiliensis (rubber tree) is the source of this 1842-nucleotide messenger RNA. Its product is annotated as equilibrative nucleotide transporter 3. Gene Ontology annotation, cellular component: plasma membrane. The coding region runs from base 474 to 1730 and encodes 418 amino acids. Gene Ontology annotation, biological process: nucleoside transmembrane transport. Gene Ontology annotation, molecular function: nucleoside transmembrane transporter activity. The record is from RefSeq and is a predicted model, not a curated record. NCBI's taxonomy places the organism in Eukaryota, Viridiplantae, Streptophyta, Magnoliopsida, Malpighiales, Euphorbiaceae. The transcript is spliced from 9 exons.
CCGUUUAUUUCUUUUUUUCAUUCUUUCCUUAUUCUGUAGCUAUUUACUAUUUCCUUGGAAUCUCUUUUUCUGUUCUUGUAAGAUGGUUGGUUUUUGUUAUAAUGUAUAGGAUCUUGCUGUGAAAAAUAUUUGCUGGGUUUGUUUAGUUUUCAUCAUUGCUAUCGAUUAUUAUGGUAGUUUAAGUCUGCACGCAGAGUGAGCUUGUUGUAUUUAUAUUGGGUUUUACCGUCUUUUGAUGACGAACAUGGUGUUUGACUUUGGCUGCAUGAUUUAGAUCACAUUCACACCCUAACAAUUAAAAAUCGUCUUAUAUAAUGCUUUUUCUCGUCUCUUUUGUUGGACCCAAAACAUUUCGUUAAUCAAAGAGCACAGGAAUCAGCGCAAAGUUAAGGGAAUUUUUAUAUAAAUCCCAAGUGGUGAUUUGCAGAGCUUGCUUGUAAUCCUCUGUAGCGGCUGUUUCAAACAAAGUGAUUAUGGACAACCAUGUUAGAGGCAUAGCUCCUAACGACCUUGAGGGAAAGUUUUCUGCUAUGGUGGUGUGUUUUCUUCUUGGAAAUGGAUGCCUCUUUUCAUGGAAUAGUAUGCUUACAAUAGAAGAUUACUAUGGUUACCUUUUCCCGCGAUACCACCCCUCAAGGGUUCUUACUCUUGUGUAUCAGCCAUUUGCAUUUUUAACACUUGCAGUCCUUGCAUAUCAUGAGGCAAAACUGAAUACCAGAAAAAGGAACCUGUUUGGAUAUGUCCUAUUUUUCAUCAGCUCUCUUCUUGUUUUAGUUUUGGAUUUGGCUACAUCAGGAGGAGGAGGCCUUGGAACUUUUAUUGGAAUUUGUGUCAUUAGUGGUUUAUUUGGAGUUGCAGAUGCUCAUGUGCAGGGGGGAAUGAUUGGAGACCUCUCCUUCAUGCAACCUGAAUUUCUGCAGUCAUUCCUUACUGGUUUGGCAGCAUCAGGGACUCUAACCUCUGUUUUGAGGUUAAUUACAAAAGCAGCAUUUGAGAAUUCUAAGAAUGGUCUUCGCAAGGGAGCUAUUCUAUUUUUUGCGAUCUCUGCAUUUUUCGAGCUUCUUUGUGUUAUUCUCUAUGCUUAUGCCUUCCCAAAAUUACCCAUUGUGAAGUACUACCGCUCAAAGGCAGCCUCAGAAGGUUCAAAAACUGUUUCAGCUGAUCUUGCUGCUGGUGGAAUUCGAACACUACCACAAAGAGAAGCUGAGGAAGAUCCAAAAAAAUUAGAGCGGCUAAGCAACAAAGAGUUGUUACUAGAGAACAUUGACUACGCAUUUGACUUGUUUCUGAUAUAUGUGCUCACAUUGUCUAUUUUCCCUGGAUUCUUAUCUGAAGAUACUGGAUCGCAUAGUUUGGGUGCAUGGUAUGCCUUGGUUUUGAUAGCAAUGUAUAAUGUGUGGGAUUUUAUUGGGAGAAGCAUUCAUCUCAUCAAAUCAUUGAAGCUGGAGUCACGAAAAGCUCUCACGUUAGCCAUUCUUUCUCGUUUCUUACUCAUUCCAGCAUUCUAUUUCACUGCCAAGUAUGCAGACCAGGGCUGGAUGAUAAUGCUAACAUCCUUGUUAGGAUUAACCAAUGGCUAUCUCACUGUCUGUGUGCUUACUUCUGCGCCAAAAGGUUACAAGGGACCAGAGCAAAAUGCAUUGGGAAAUUUGCUUACCUUGUUUCUUCUAGGUGGGAUAUUUGCUGGGGUUACACUUGACUGGUUGUGGCUGAUAGGCAAAGGAUGGUGACUUUCUUAGGAGAAAAAUAUUCCAUUUACAAUAUUGUAAUUUGUGAUUGAGAUGGUGAAAGAUAACCAAAGCCAUCUAUUUAAAGUUGGUGGAAUAAUAAUAAUUGAUACAA